AUGACCAGCAGAACUACCGACGAAUUCCAUGUCGCUAUCGUUGGUGCCGGCAUUGGUGGUUUGGCUCUAGCAAUCAGCCUGCACAAGAAGGGUGUUCCCUUCACCUUGUACGAAGGCGCGAAAGAGUACUCCGUCGUAGGCGCUGGCAUUGGGUUUGCUCCAAAUGGGAUGAGAACCAUGGACCUGAUUGAGCCGGCUUUCCGCCCUCUGUUUGAAAAGAUAUGUGUUGGGAACAAAGGCGAACAAGACCAGAACAUCUUCUUUGAGGGCAUGCUUCUUGAGGAGGGCCUCGGUCAAGACCAACCAUGGUCUGGAAGGUCUGCCUGGGGCCACCCUAAUUUCAAUCGCAAAUCUGCCCAUCGAAAAGAGUUGCUUGAAAUUAUGACUAGCUUUAUCCCAAUCGAGAAUGUCAAGUUCAACAAGUGUCUUGAAUCCAUCGAACAGCACUCUGACAAGGUCAUUCUCAAAUUUGCAGAUGGCGAGGAAGCCGAUGCGAGUGUGCUUGCUGGCGCCGACGGCAUCAAGAGCGUUGUUCGAGAACACGUACUCCGGCCAUCUCACCCUGAAGAAGUGGCUCCAGUAUAUGCAGAUGCCUACUGCUAUAGAGCUGUAAUUCCGAUGUCCGAAGCCUACACAAUCCUCGGAAACCUCACGGAUGUUGCGAAGUUCUACUUUGGCCACAACCGGAGUGCAAUCACUUAUCGCAUCUCAGGUGGUGAAGAACUCAAUCUUUUGUUUUGCGUGGCGGACCCAAAGCCAUGGGCGCUGGGAGAGGCCGUGACGGAAAAGACGACACACGAGACUAUGAUGGCUGAUUUCGAAGGCCCUGGUGUCGACGCUCGCUUUAUCAAGUCGCUUGCCAAAGCACAACCUAUCAAAUGGGGAUUCUUCCACCAUUGGCGGACAUCUACUUACUGCAGAGGUCGCGUUGUCCUGCUGGGCGACGCCGCGCAUGCGUCCCUGCCAUUCCAGGCUGCGGGUGCUGCUCAAGGAUUGGAAGAUGCCUUGGUCUUGUCAAAUGUGCUUUCCAAGAUUGCCGAUAUGCACAAUGACUCUGUCAACCCGAUGACGUCUAUUGAAACAGGUCUGGAAGCGUACGAUUCGGUGCGACGUCCUCGGGCUCAGAGACAAUUGGAACAGUCCGCGGAGGUUGGGAAGAUGAUCUUCUUCCAGCAUGAGGAAGCAGGUUCAGAUAUGAGCAAGAUACUGCCUAGACUGCAAGAGGGAAGGUUCGACUGGCUCUGGUUUCAUGACAUAGAAGUUGAUGUUAACAAGGCUCUGACGAGAAUGGAUGAGCGGGGGAUAAAGUGA
Aureobasidium pullulans EXF-150 is the source of this 1311-nucleotide messenger RNA. Its product is annotated as monooxygenase. The coding region runs from base 1 to 1311 and encodes 436 amino acids. Lineage: Eukaryota; Fungi; Ascomycota; Dothideomycetes; Dothideales; Saccotheciaceae. The record is from RefSeq and is a predicted model, not a curated record. Gene Ontology annotation, molecular function: FAD binding. The transcript is spliced from 5 exons. Gene Ontology annotation, biological process: secondary metabolite biosynthetic process.